This is a messenger RNA of Homarus americanus (American lobster), 1655 nucleotides long. RefSeq names its product caspase-1-like. Gene Ontology annotation, biological process: proteolysis; apoptotic process. Gene Ontology annotation, cellular component: cytoplasm. The coding region runs from base 340 to 1497 and encodes 385 amino acids. The record is from RefSeq and is a predicted model, not a curated record. NCBI's taxonomy places the organism in Eukaryota, Metazoa, Arthropoda, Malacostraca, Decapoda, Nephropidae. The transcript is spliced from 8 exons.
GUGAAUGUAUGGGUGUGAUUCAUUCAUGAAUCAUGGUCACUCACAUCACAUGCCGAGUGUUUUCCAGCAAAUAAGCAACGAUCGAGAACGUUUUUUUUUUUUACAUAUGACGAUCUGAGACUGCGAGGAUAGUCUAAGAUACAUCGACACACACGGGUUCCCCUAGAAACAGGUCUCUUAUGUCUUGCUUGUCUGGUAGUACUGUACUGAGCCUUCAACACUUGGGACAGUUAAGUGAUAAGUGACUGCUGUGGAAACAAAUAAUUUAAGAGUAAUAAGUAAGAUAAUAAUUUUGUGAAACUGGAGAAAACAUCUGGCAUUGCUGGUGAAGCAGUGGAAAUGGAUCAAGGUUACAGUGCUAGAGAGAUGGAGAACACUGAUGCUGAAGUUGUAGGGACCACUGGAGUACUACAUCCUCAGGAGGGUACAUCUCAGCAGGACCAGGAGGGUACAUCUCAGCAAGAUGAGGAGGGUGCAUUGCAGCAGGACCAAGAGGGUACAUCUCAGCAGGAUCAAAAGAGUACAUCUCAGCAUGAUGAGGACACUCUAUCAUGUAACAGGCUUGAUCUUCAUUGUGACAAUUUGGGUACAGUUGACUCACAGACUAAAGACACCAGUGAUGCCUGGAAUCGAGGCUUUGGAUAUCCUGUGAUUUGCCAGGUCAGGGCAAGUGCAACUCUGUCAGUUGGUCCCCAGUCUCCGAACUACAAUAUGAAACACGACUACAGGGGACUCGCACUUAUUAUUGCCUAUGAGAACUUUAAGUAUGGAAGACCUCCAAGGCGUGACUGUGCCAAGUAUGAUGUACAGAUUUGCAAAAAGGCUUUUUCACAUCUUCGUUUUGAGGUUAAAGAAUACUGGCAUGAAGAGAAAAGUUCUUUGUUAGAAAUAUUAAAACAAGUUAGUAAAGAAGACCACAGCAAUCGUGAUGCACUGGCAGUGGUGUUCAUGAGUCAUGGAGGUGUUGAUGAAAAAACCAACAAGGAGUUUGUCAAUACAUAUGAUGACAAAAUGAAUACAUCAGAAUUAUGGAAGUACUUUACUGCUGAGAAAUGUCCUUCUCUUGCUGGAAAACCAAAGAUGUUUUUCAUUCAGGCCUGUCGAGGAGAGGAAACUGACAAAGGUAUUCAACUAAAGAGCAAAAGGAGGGGAAUGCCCAUACAAACAGAUUCUGUUCAAGGACUUAGAGAGGAAGACUAUGUUAUCCCACUUCAUGCUGAUAUGCUUAUCAUGUGGGCUUCUUAUCCUGGAAUGUUUGCCUUCAAGUCUAAAAACAAUGGGAUGCAUGGCAGUGUGUUUCUGCAUUACCUAUCUCAAGUUUUUUCAUCUAAAGAUGCUUUUAAAGAUGACUUGGCCACAAUGCUCCUUUGUGUUACACGACUCGUUGCCACAGACUAUGAAUCAUAUAACCCAAAUGAUAGGAUGCUUCAUCAAAACAAGCAAAUUCCCUACACAACAUCAACACUCAUGCGUAAAAUCUACUUCUUUGAAGAAUAAUGAUUUGAGAUCAUCAAAAUCUAGUCUAUACCAGAGGCAGAUCCAGGGGAAAGUUCCUGGGGGUCCAGACCCCCCUUUUCAUCAGAAAAAUCCAAUACUUUUUCUUUAAUGCAAUAUUGUACUCAGGCAUUUUUGUAUAGCAAACAUUAUUUACUAUU